Molecule: messenger RNA, 2541 nt
Organism: Loxodonta africana (African savanna elephant)
Lineage: Eukaryota; Metazoa; Chordata; Mammalia; Proboscidea; Elephantidae
Gene: USP21
Product: ubiquitin specific peptidase 21
Exons: 12
Coding region: 804-2501 (565 amino acids)
Biological process (GO): protein deubiquitination
Cellular component (GO): cytoplasm
Molecular function (GO): cysteine-type deubiquitinase activity
Source: RefSeq, a predicted model, not a curated record
AGGCUGCUGCAGACCCGAGCGGACGCUAUCCACAAAGGCAGAGGCGCGGUGGGGCCCAGCAGGGCCUCGGAGAACUGGGCUGGCGGGACAGCAUCCCUGGACCGUGGGGAAUACGCCGCCGGACCCCGUAGCCAAUCAGCGCCCUCGGCCUUUCUGCCCUCGAGGGGGGCGGACCCGGCUAAAUACCUGCUGGGGUGGGAGAGGUGCAGCAGAUGUUAGGGGUCAAGGAGUUGGGCGUUCUCCAUCCCCGACCACUACCCCCUCACCCCCGAUACCGUGUCGGAACUCGGCAGUGGGGGAGGGAGUGGAUGGCAAGUCCCUUGUUUAGUCGGCUUCCUUUGCAGCGGGGAGGGGCGGGUUUCUGAGGGUGGAAUGCUUGCUGUCGUUUGGGCUGUUAUCCUUGCAUCCACACCCCCAUUUGACUAGAGGUCCUAAGUGACCAGGGGCACACCCCACUUGACUAGGCAGGUAUGGGGGCCCUUGUCGUGAGUUUAUAAAGGCGGGAGAUAGGGGCUAUCACUGGUUUUUCAGAAAAGCUGUAUUCUUCAGGGAGGGGGUGGGAAAUAGAAAGGGUCAAAGUCGUGGGCUGCUAUCAUUCAUUCAUGUGUUUACUCAAUAGAUACUAAGUAUUACUCUGGGUGAAACACUAACCUAGAUACUGGGAAUACACUGACUGAUAAGAUAGACAUGGUUCCUGCACUCAGAGCCUGUAGAGGUUAGCAUGGGAGCCUAGUUCCCACCUCCCUCCAUACUCAAAUGCUGACCAUCUCUUCUCCUCCCAGGUCCAGCCUGUGGUGUCCACAAUGCCCCAGGCCUCUGAGCACCGCCUGGGCCGAACCCGAGAGCCACCUGUUAAUGUCCAGCCCCGGGUGGGAUCCAAGCUACCACUUGCCCCCCGGGCCCGCAGCAAGGAGCACCGAAACCCAGCCCCUGGGCCAAACCCUAUGUUACGACCUCUGCCUCCCCGGCCAGGUCCCCCUGAAGAACGGCUCAAGAAAUUGGAGCUGGGACAGGGACGGACCUCAGGCCCUCGUCCCAGAGGCCCCCUUCGUGCAGAUCAUGGGGUUCCCCUGCCUGGCUCACCACCCUCAACUGUAGCUGUGCCUCUCCCAUCCAGGACCAACCUAGCUCGUUCCAAGUCUGUGAGCAGUGGGGACUUGCGCCCAAUGGGGAUUGCAUUGGGAGGGCACCGUGGUGCCGGAGAGCUGGGGGCUGCACUGAGCCGCUUGGCGCUCCGGCCUGAGCCACCUGCUUUGAGACGCAGCACCUCUCUCCGCCGCCUUGGAGGCUUUUCUGGGACUCCUGCCCUGCUCAGCAUAAGGACGGAGCCCCCUACCUCUCGUGGCUCCUUCCACGUGGUAUCUACCCGGUCCUCUGAGCCUUUCUACUCCAAAGACAAGAUGGCUCAUCACACACUGCUUCUAGGAUCCGGUCAUGUCGGCCUCCGAAACCUGGGAAACACGUGCUUCCUGAAUGCCGUGCUCCAGUGUCUGAGCAGCACUCGGCCUCUGCGGGACUUCUGUCUGCGAAGGGACUUUCGGCAAGAGGUGCCUGGAGGGGGCCGAGCCCAAGAGCUCACGGAAGCCUUUGCAGAUGUGAUUGGUGCCCUGUGGCACCCUGACUCCUGCGAAGCUGUGAAUCCUACUCGAUUCCGAGCUGUUUUCCAGAAAUAUGUUCCCUCCUUCUCUGGAUACAGCCAGCAGGAUGCCCAAGAAUUCUUGAAGCUCCUCAUGGAGCGGCUGCAUCUGGAAAUCAACCGACGAGGCCGCCGGGCUCCCCCAAUCCUGGCCAACAAUCCAGCUCCCUCGCCACCCCGUCGAGGAGGGGCUCUGCUAGAAGAACCUGAGCUAAGUGAUGAUGACCGAGCCAACCUAAUGUGGAAGCGUUACCUGGAGCGUGAGGACAGCAAGAUUGUGGACCUGUUUGUGGGCCAGUUGAAAAGUUGCCUCAAGUGCCAGGCCUGUGGGUAUCGCUCCACCACCUUCGAGGUUUUUUGUGACCUGUCCCUGCCCAUCCCCAAGAGAGGAUUUGCUGGGGGCAAAGUGUCUUUGCGGGAUUGUUUCAGCCUUUUCACCAAGGAGGAAGAGCUGGAGUCGGAGAAUGCCCCAGUGUGUGACCGAUGCCGGCAGAAAACACGGAGUACCAAAAAGUUGACAGUACAAAGAUUCCCCCGAAUCCUCGUGCUCCAUCUGAAUCGAUUUUCUGCCUCCCGUGGCUCCAUCAAGAAAAGUUCAGUAGGUGUAGACUUCCCGCUGCAGCGACUGAGCCUAGGGGAUUUUGCCAGUGACAAAGCAGGAAGCCCCAUAUACCAGCUAUAUGCCCUUUGCAACCAUUCGGGCAGCGUCCACUACGGCCACUACACAGCCCUGUGCCGGUGCCAGACUGGUUGGCAUGUCUACAAUGACUCUCGUGUCUCCCCUGUCAGUGAAAACCAGGUGGCAUCCAGUGAGGGCUACGUGCUGUUCUACCAACUGAUGCAGGAGCCACCCCGGUGCCUGUGACACUCCCUUUAAGCCCCAGCACCUGUGAAUCCCUUGACAC